GUCCUGGCUCGCGAGUCGCGAAACUCGGAGGGAAGGUGAAUGUCUCGUCGGCGUCGUGCAUGUUCGCUGUUUGCAACUUUGCGUGAUUUCGACUCGGUGUGAAAGGAGAAGGUUAAGGAAGGCCAAGGAGUCCGCGCGAUAUCGAGGAAAGGCACUCUUAACCUCCCGGCCCGGCCAUGGAGAAGUCGCAGAAGAUGCCGAAGGUGGCGAAGGUGAAGAACAAGGCGCCCGCGGAGAUACAGAUCACCGCGGAGCAGCUGCUGCGCGAGGCGAAGGAGCGCGACCUCGAGAUCCUGCCGCCGCCGCCGAAGCAGAAGAUCUCGGAUCCGCACGAGCUCGCGGACUACCAGCACCGCAAGCGCAAGGCGUUCGAGGACAUCAUCCGCAAGAACCGCAUGAUCAUCACGAACUGGAUGAAGUACGCGCAAUGGGAGGAGAGCCAGAAGCAGAUACAGCGGGCGAGGUCCAUCUACGAGCGGGCGCUCGAGGUGGAUCACCGCAACAUCGCGCUCUGGCUCAAGUACACGGAGAUGGAGAUGCGCAAUCGGCAGGUGAACCACGCCAGGAAUCUCUGGGAUCGUGCGGUCACCCUGCUGCCGCGCGCCAAUCAAUUCUGGUACAAGUACACCUACAUGGAGGAGACCCUGGAGAACAUCGCCGGAGCACGCCAGGUGUUCGAGCGGUGGAUGCAGUGGGAACCGGACGAGCAGGCAUGGCAGACGUACAUCAAGUUCGAGCUGCGAUACAAGGAGAUCGACCGGGCGCGACAGAUCUACGAGCGCUUCGUCAUGGUCCAUCCGGACGUGAAGCACUGGAUUAAGUACGCCCGCUUCGAGGAGUCGUACGGGUUCAUCAAGGGCGCGCGCGCGGUUUACGAGCGCGCCGUUAAUUUCUACGGCGACGAGAGCCUGGACGAGAAGCUGUUCCUGGCGUUCGCGAGAUUCGAGGAGGGCCAACGGGAGCACGACCGGGCCCGCAUAAUCUACAAGUACGCCCUGGAGAACAUCCCGAAGAGCAACACCCAGGAGAUUUACAAGGCGUACACGAUCCACGAGAAGAAGUACGGCGAUCGCUCGGGUAUCGAGGACGUGAUAGUCAGCAAGCGAAAGCACCAGUACGAGCAGGAGAUCAAGGAGAACCCCUCGAAUUACGACGCGUGGUUCGACUAUCUGAGAUUGGUCGAAUCGGAAGGUAACGUCGACGUGAUCCGCGAGACGUACGAGCGAGCGAUCGCCAACGUGCCGCCCACCAAGGAGAAGCAAUUCUGGCGGAGGUACAUCUACCUGUGGAUCAAGUACGCUCUCUUCGAAGAGCUGGAGGCCAAGGACGUCGAGCGGUGUCGGCAGGUGUACAAGGUGUGCCUGGAGCUCAUACCGCACAAGCGUUUCACCUUCUCGAAGAUCUGGCUGCUUUACGCGUACUUCGAGAUACGGCAGAAGGAUUUGAGCAAGGCGAGAAAGACGCUGGGCCUGGCACUUGGUAUAUGCCCGACCGACAAGCUUUAUCGGGGCUACAUCGACCUCGAGAUACAGCUGGUGGAGUUCGACCGGUGCCGCAAGCUGUACGAGAAGUUCAUCGAGUUCGGGCCGGAGAACUGCACCACGUGGAUGCGAUUCGCCGAGUUGGAGACGCGACUGGGCGAGACAGAUCGCGCCCGGUCGAUAUACGAGUUCGCUGUCGCGCGGCCGCGGCUGGACAUGCCGGAGCUGCUGUGGAAGUCGUACAUCGACUUCGAGAUCGCCCAGGGCGAAACGGAGAACGCCCGGCAGCUGUUCGAGCGGUUGCUGGAGCGCACGUUGCACGUCAAGGUCUGGAUAGCGUAUGCUAAAUUCGAACUGCUGAAUCCGCAGCUGGAGGACAGCCCCGACAACGUCAUCUUGGCGAGGCGGAUCUUCGAGCGCGGAAACGACGCCCUGAGAUCCAACGGCGACACCGAGAGUCGGGUGUUACUGUUGGAAGCCUGGAAGGACUUCGAGAGCGAGAAAGGCACCCCCGAGACUCUCGCGAAGAUCACGGAGAAGAUGCCGCGCAGGGUGAAGAAGAAGAGGCGCGUCGUAGGCGAGGACGGCAGCGACGACGGCUGGGAGGAGGUCUUCGACUUCGUAUUUCCAGAGGACGAGUCGCAGAGGCCGAACCUCAAGUUCCUGGCCUCGGCGAAGGCGUGGAAAAAGCAGACCGAGCAAGCUCAGUCUUGAGACGGUUAAAUUCCGCUGUUACAAAAAAGAGCGAAGCGCAACAAUUAAAAGACUUGUAGAAAUUAAGACUUGAGAUUAAGAGAAUUCUCUAAGACUCCCCCGUAACUGCAAAAGUCGCGCAUAUUUUAUAUUUUAUAUUACUCUGGAUAAAUGAGAGAGCGUGACAAAUAGGAUUUUUUAUCUUUAUGUGUAUAUAAAACUGUGAUAUAUUUUGCUAUCGUGAGAAACAUCUGUUUGUGUACAUCACGUUUUAUUAUGGAUGUAAAUAGCUUGUGUGUGUAUAUAUAAAAUUUCAUGUAAUUUAUAAUAAAUGUAAAAUGUA
Molecule: messenger RNA, 2517 nt
Organism: Temnothorax curvispinosus
Lineage: Eukaryota; Metazoa; Arthropoda; Insecta; Hymenoptera; Formicidae
Gene: crn
Product: protein crooked neck
Exons: 2
Coding region: 177-2195 (672 amino acids)
Biological process (GO): spliceosomal complex assembly; mRNA splicing, via spliceosome
Cellular component (GO): Prp19 complex; U2-type catalytic step 2 spliceosome; post-mRNA release spliceosomal complex
Molecular function (GO): protein binding
Source: RefSeq, a predicted model, not a curated record